This is a messenger RNA of Sus scrofa (pig), 1264 nucleotides long. Lineage: Eukaryota; Metazoa; Chordata; Mammalia; Artiodactyla; Suidae. The record is from RefSeq and is a predicted model, not a curated record.
AUGCGUGCGGGGGCGGGGCCGGGGGCGGGCCUGGGGGACGCCCGGGGCGGGCUGGGGGACGCCGGGGCGGGCUGGGGGCGCCGGGGGGGCCUGGGGGCGGGGCGGGCCUGGGGACGCCGGGGGGGGGGGGCGCCGGGGCGGGCCUGGGGGACGCCGGGGCGGGCCUGGGGGACGCCGGGGCGGGCUGGGGGACGCCGGGGCGGGCCUGGGGACGCCCGGGGCUCGGGGGUCUCUUCCCCCGCCCAGCGCCCAGCGCAGCCGGCUCCGGGGCAGCCACCUCGAGGGGCGACGGGGCGGGCCGGUGCCGCCGCCGCAGCAGCCCGGCCGGCCGUCGCCGGGGCGCGCGUGGAGAGGCGCGGCUGUGUGCUUCAAGGAGGAUCGUGUCAAGAGUUUCUAUUGAAAGAAGCAUAUCCGGGAGAAAAGCAGGCUCAAACCUUUCCUUUCUGUUUUAGGAGUUGGAUUCAGAGAGAAGUUGAGAGCCGGCCGGAGGCAGUAGAGAUUUCAGAGAAGUUUUUAAUGGAUGAACAGCUAGGAAGAGAAAUCAGACGGAUGGCGGUGAGUACCCCCUGGCAGCAGUUACUUCAUUUCGUUCGUUCAGAGUGAACUCUAACUUGGAAGCCUCCUUUAGGUAAGAAAGUCGGUCGUUUGGAAAAGAAAUGAUCACCUUUGAAAAAGGGUUAUAUAUGUUUAGGCUGGAGUUUUUAUAUCAAGGGUUUCACGCUAAUAAAGAUCAGUGUGGCUUGCAUUUGAAAAUAUAUUUUACUGAUGCCCAUGGCUGUCAAGUUAUUUUAUAUAAAAUUUUUGAUUUAUGGAUGGGUUUUAUACUCUGAACAUGAAUGUACAUGACAUAAAAGAAAAUUAAGAUCUUAGUUUUAAAAGAAUUAUUGGUACCUAAUAUUCUUAUGGUGAUUCUGUCAGUUAAUUGGCAAUGUAAUGAUUUUAAUAAAUAGUUUUAAUAUCCAACCCACAUUACAUGCAGUCACAUUUAAUAUAUAGCACAAUCCCUUUAUUUAGAACUGUGAGGCAGUUUUCCAACAGCUUUUUAAAUGAGGGAUUGUACUAGGGAUAACUUUGGUUUUUUGUAGUACCUCAGUGAAAUUUUAAUUAUCCAUUCUGUGAACUACCAAAUAAUUAAUUACGAGCAAAAUAUUAAUAUAUGUACUCUAGGAGUCCCGUCGUGGCUCAGUGCUUAACGUAUCCGACUAGGAACCUUUAGGUUGCAGGUUCGAUCCCUGGCCUUGCUCAGUGGGUUAAGGAUCCAGCG